Molecule: messenger RNA, 1461 nt
Organism: Penicillium antarcticum
Lineage: Eukaryota; Fungi; Ascomycota; Eurotiomycetes; Eurotiales; Aspergillaceae
Product: alpha-L-arabinofuranosidase B
Exons: 2
Coding region: 1-1461 (486 amino acids)
Biological process (GO): arabinan metabolic process; L-arabinose metabolic process; pectin catabolic process
Molecular function (GO): alpha-L-arabinofuranosidase activity
Source: RefSeq, a predicted model, not a curated record
AUGUUCUCCCAACUGAAGUUCGAGCGUGCCUGGGUACUUGUUUUAGGACUAGUUGCCCGAGGCUCACUUGCCGCUGGGCCUUGCGAUAUAUACUCCUCCGGCGGACCACUUUACCAAGUGAAGCGUGGCUCUGAUGGUGUCACUGCUGAUAUAGCACCUCUAUCCGCUGGCGGUGUUGCGAAUGCCGCCGCACAAGACUCCUUCUGCUCCGGGACGACCUGCCUCAUCACGAUCAUUUAUGACCAGUCCGGCCGGGGCAAUCACCUUACUCAGGCACCACCUGGUGGCUUCAGUGGCCCGGAGGCCAAUGGCUACGACAAUCUGGCCAGUGCAAUUGGUGCACCAGUCACUUUGAAUGGUCAGAAGGCCUAUGGUGUCUUUGUCUCCCCCGGUACCGGCUACCGCAAUAAUGCCGUCAGUGGCUCAGCCACAGCUGACGCAGCCGAGGGCAUGUACGCAGUUCUUGACGGAACCCACUAUAACGGUGGCUGCUGCUUUGAUUACGGCAACGCCGAGACCAGCAGUACAGAUACUGGCAAUGGCCAUAUGGAGGCCAUCUACUAUGGCGACAGUACUACUUGGGGCUCUGGUGCUGGUAGCGGUCCUUGGAUCAUGGCUGAUCUUGAGAACGGGCUAUUCUCCGGUGUCAGCUCCGGCAACAAUGCUGGGGACCCAUCGCUUUCCUACCGGUUCGUCAAUGCCUUCCUGAAGGGCGGAGCAAACAAGUGGGCAAUCAAGGGCGGCAAUGCUGCGUCCGGCUCGCUAUCAACUUACUACAGUGGCGUGCGCCCGACUGCAUCUGGCUACAACCCGAUGAGCAAAGAGGGUGCUAUCAUUCUUGGCAUUGGCGGCGACAACAGUGUUAGUGCCCAGGGCACAUUCUAUGAGGGAGUGAUGACCUCUGGCUAUCCAUCUGAUGCCACCGAGAACGCGGUGCAGGCCAACGUCGUCGCAGCCAAAUACGCUGUUGCCUCAUUGACCAGUGGUACAGCGCUGACCGUUGGCUCUUCCAUCUCGCUGCGCGUAACAACCUCUGGUUACACGACCCGCUAUAUCGCACACACCGGCACUACGGUCAACACCCAAGUUGUUUCAUCCUCUAGCACUACCGCUCUCAAACAGCAAGCCAGCUGGACAGUUCAUACCGGCCUCGGCAACAGCGGUUGCUUCUCGUUCGAGUCGGUCGACACUCCCGGCAGCUUCAUCCGGCACUCGGACUUUGUCUUCUACCUCAACGCCAAUGACGGCACAAAGCAGUUCCACGAAGACGCUACCUUCUGCCCGCAAUCUGGCCUUAGCGGCCAGGGUAGCUCGAUCCGAGUUUGGAACUAUCCAACCCGCUAUUUCCGUCACUAUAACAACGUUCUCUAUCCCGCGAGCAACGGCGGUGUCCACACCUUCGACUCUGCCACGUCAUUCAAUGCUGACGCGAGCUUUGUGAUUAGCAGCGGGUUUGCUUGA